UCUAGGGUCGUCACCUUUCUUGCCCAAAAAUACCGGCCAUGCUAAUUUGCAUAACUAAUUAUAUAUGCGUGACAUCACAGGAUACACAUAUGCAGGGAAUUUUGUCCUAUUCUGACCCCUAUAACUUUUUUAUUUCUCCUUAUACGGGGCCUGUAUGAGGGUCAUUUCUUGCUCCCCGAUCUGUAGUUUUUAACACGACCAUUUUUGUUUCGAAUUGUGACUUUUUGAUCGCUAUUUUUUAACUACAACUCCCAGCAUGCCCUGAUACAGCCUGUGGCUCAGCAGCUGCCCCAAACGAAAACUACAACUCCCAGCAUGUUGGACUUUAUAGUAGUAUAUAGUAUAGGUCAGUGUUUCCCAAUCAGGGGUGCCUCCAGCUGUUGCAAAACUACAACUCCCAUCAUGUUGGACUAUAUAGUAGUAUAUAGUAUAGUGGUUUUGAUUGGAGAAUCCGGUGUUGGUAAAACCAACUUAUUGUCCAGGUUUACCAGGAAUGAGUUUAACCACGACAGCCGCACCACCAUAGGCGUAGAGUUCUCCACCCGGACACUGACCCUGGAUGGCCAUUUGGUGAAGGCUCAAAUCUGGGACACAGCAGGACUGGAGCGUUAUAGGGCGAUUACAUCUGCUUAUUAUAGGGGGGCCGUUGGCGCUCUGUUGGUGUAUGACAUCACCAAGCAUCAGUCCUAUGAAAGUGUGGACCGCUGGCUGAAGGAGUUGUAUGACCAUGCGGACGCAAGUAUCAUCGUGAUGUUGGUCGGUAACAAGUCCGACCUGAAGGACGAGGCUCAGGAGGUGUCUACCGAAGAAGCCAAGAUGUAUGCAGAUGAUAACGGAUUGUUAUUCAUUGAAACGUCUGCGCUCGAUUCCACCAACGUUGAACUGGCCUUCGAAACCAUUCUCAGGGACAUCUACAAGAAGGUCCUGAGGAGCAAAGGAGGUGCGCCAAAAGAAAACACGGUGGUCUUAUCCAAUGACGCUUCCGCUACCCAAUCUCAAGCUCCGGACCCUGAAGCCAAGAAGGCCUGCUGCCGAAACAUCUAGACCCAUCCAUGACAGAAUGCGGGAGACGCUUGAGAGACAUCUGGGGACAUCCAGACCACCUGAAAGGAUGACGACGCGUCUGAACACUGGAUCUUAGUAAAACGUGCAGGCGGCUCGGACCACAAAGGAUUCCUGUUCAGAGACAUCUAAACAAUGGAAAGUGUGUCACCAGCUUCCAGUUAAAUCCUUAAAGGGGUAUUCCAGGAAUCUUUUUUAUUUGACUACGCUACAGGGGCUGUAAAGUUAGUGUGGUCCAUAAUAUAGUGUCUGUACCUGUGUGUGACGGUUUUCUCACAAUUCUUCUGUGAUUUUCACCCCACUAUUUAUUUUUACCAGCAUACAAAAUGACUGCUGUCUCAGAUUUUUCCCAGGUUGCAAUGUGACCGAGACCUGACAUCACUAGUCAGCUGAUAACAGGGAGCCUGUCUGCUUCAAUGGGUAAAGCGAUCAAUCUGCAACUAAUGCAAUAGCUGUAGGCACCCUGAUUGAAAACCACAGGUCUUUUGAAUGGAUGCAGCUCAUUUAUCUUUCAAUGGGUGGGGUGGCUUAUGUGUGGGAGGGAGGAAAAUGGAAUUAUGGGAUUUGUAGGCAAAGAAGAAAACGCAAACAGGAAAUACCAGUUCACAAAAAGCUAGCCACAGUGUUAUGGUAAUCUCACAACAUAGCCAUUUAUCCCCAAGACAAGCGCAGAUCCUUCCUAAGCAUGUCCAUUACUGUCUGCUAGGUACAUACUAAAAUCACCUUAUGGUGGAGGAGAACCCCUUUAAAAUGUAAAAAUAAUAAAGAAAAAAUAUGGAUAAAACAUACAGUGAAACUCCAACGCGUUUUGAACUAUUUCUAGUGGUGGUCAGUGAACUACUUGCGUGUUUCAGUCUAUGUAUAGUUCUUAGUCGUGGCUAUUAGUAAGUAGUAAGGAACAUGUUUAUAUAAAGAGGGGAAAAAAUGAUGCAACAUGCGCCGCAACGACUGAGGAAACCACCCACCGGGGCCGAUCACAUGGCCUGAGACUGAAAGGAGCACAGCCACACCGGAUACUCGGGUGAAAGGGGAAUAGUAUGGGAAGUGUAUGUACAUUAUUUUUAUACAUUAUAUCCAUCUUUUUUCUAUAUUAUUUGUAAUGUAUUUUAUUAAACUUUAAAGGGGUACUCCACUGGAAAACAUUUUUUUUUCCCAACUGGCGCCAGAAAGUUAAACAGAUUUGUAAAUGACUUCUAUUU
Messenger RNA from Hyla sarda, 2261 nucleotides. It is a transcript of the gene RAB25, whose product is annotated as RAB25, member RAS oncogene family. NCBI's taxonomy places the organism in Eukaryota, Metazoa, Chordata, Amphibia, Anura, Hylidae. The record is from RefSeq and is a predicted model, not a curated record. Gene Ontology annotation, cellular component: recycling endosome. Gene Ontology annotation, molecular function: GTPase activity; GTP binding. Bases 316 to 1044 code for a protein of 242 amino acids. The transcript has 5 exons. Gene Ontology annotation, biological process: exocytosis.